Molecule: messenger RNA, 1119 nt
Organism: Argiope bruennichi
Lineage: Eukaryota; Metazoa; Arthropoda; Arachnida; Araneae; Araneidae
Product: phospholysine phosphohistidine inorganic pyrophosphate phosphatase-like
Exons: 8
Coding region: 90-977 (295 amino acids)
Biological process (GO): dephosphorylation
Cellular component (GO): cytosol
Molecular function (GO): inorganic diphosphate phosphatase activity; phosphatase activity
Source: RefSeq, a predicted model, not a curated record
GCUUAUAUUUUUUUUUUCCAGAAAAAAAAAAUCAUAUAAUUUUGCUUUGAUUUUUAGAUUUUAAUUAGCCCCAAUGUCGUACUGUCCCGAUGUUGAAAAAAUUAAUUUUUCCUCUGAAAAAAAGAAAUCCACUUUUUAUAUCUGUAAAAAUACUCGCAGAAAAAAAUUUGCGGAACAUCAAUUCAAGAAAUAUGUCAUCUAAACUUGAAUGGGAUGUUAAAGGCAUCCUUUUGGAUAUAACUGGUGUCCUCUAUGAAAGUGGAAAUGGAGCAAUCAAAGGAUCAGUUGAAGCCAUUGAGAAAUUGCGCCAUUCAAAAAUACCUUUUCGAUUUGUUACAAAUGAGACUCAAAGGACAAGACCUGAUCUAGUUACUAAAUUAAAAUCAAUUGGGUUUUCUCUCUCAGAAUAUGAAAUUUUUUCUCCUGGUGUUGCUACAAGUGCCUACUUAAAACAGAAGAAUCUUCGACCCUUUUUAUUAGUGCAUCCUGAACUGUUACCAGAAUUCUCUGAUUGUGAUCAGACCUCACCAAAUUGUGUUGUCAUAGGUGAUGCAGCUGAGAAUUUUUCAUAUGAAAAUAUGAAUAAAGCUUUUCAAUUACUUCUAAAGUCAGAAAACCCAAUUUUAAUCUCCAUGGGAAAAGGAAAAUAUUACAAAGAAAAAGGGGAAAUUGUGAUGGACUUAGGAGGAUUUACAGCUGCUUUGGAAUUUGCUGUGGGUAUUGAAGCCAAAGUGAUUGGGAAACCUUCUCCUGAUUAUUUCUUGAGUGCUUUGACAGAUAUCGGUACAAACCCAUCUGAAGCUGUUAUGGUUGGAGAUGAUAUCAACAGUGAUGUUCAUGCAGCUCAAAAGUGUGGCAUGAAAGGUGUUCUUGUUAAAACUGGAAAAUUUAGGGAAAGUGAUUUAUCUCAUCCUAUUGUGAAACCAGAUGCAGUGGUCGAUAAUCUUUCACAUUUUGUUGACUCUUUAUUGUUAUAAAGAUUUAUUUUAAUUCAAGACUGAUUGCUAAUUAUUGAUCAAUUGAUUCAUAUAGUUUAUCAAAUUAUAAGUAGUUACUGUAAAAUAGAUAAAUAUUUUAUGUAAUUUCUUUUCUUUUAUGAAUGGAUUCUUUUAAUAUAAU